AUCAGAGCGAGCAAAAAAGUUACUUCGUGUCUGCCACGUAGCAAUUCUUGCCGUUGUAUGUUGUCGGAUAACGGAGUCUUUUAUUUUUUUUAUACUGACACACUUAGUCGAUUGUUAGUUUAUGUUAAUAUAGUUGUUUUAAUACUGAAAUGUUACUCGGGUUUUUGUGCUGGUUCUGGGCAUCACUCUUCUUGUAUGUGAGGGGAGCUAAACUGCCAGAGCCGGAGGUGAAAAUCGAAGUUUUGCACAAACCUUUUCUUUGUCACCGCAAGUCCAAAUAUGGGGAUAUGCUUCUGGUGCACUACGAGGGAUAUCUGGAGAGCAAUGGCACACUGUUUCAUUCCAGCCGUACACAUGGCGAUAGGAACCCGGUGUGGUUCACCCUGGGGAUCCGUGAGGUGAUCAAAGGCUGGGACAAGGGCCUGCAGAACAUGUGCACGGGGGAGAAGAGGAAGCUGACUGUUCCACCUGCGCUAGCUUACGGGAAGGAGGGAAAAGGAAAAAUUCCCCCUGAAAGCACUCUGAUCUUCAACAUAGAGAUCAUGGACAUCCGAAACGGCCCCAGGUCUCAUGAGUCCUUUAAGGAAAUGGAUCUGAACGAUGACUGGAAGCUCUCCAAGCUAGAGGUGAAAGAGUAUCUGAAGAAAGAGUUUCAGAAACAUGGUUAUUCUGCCAAUGACACGCACCACGAAGUCAUGGUGGAAGACAUUUUCAAGAAAGAGGAUGAAGAUGAAGACGGAUUUAUAUCUGCCAGAGAAUUUACUUACGAACAUGAUGAACUGUAGAAACCACAGGAUUUUCACUACCUCAGUCUGCAAUGUGUUGAAUUAGAGAAGUGGAUCAUCAGUUUAAAUCUAAUACUCUUAUAACAAAUAGCACAGUAUUUCUAAUCCUCUUUUUUGGUUUUUAGUACAGUUUUUUUGUUCUGCAAUUUAGUAAUUGAACUGGUCACAUGUUUAAACUGCCUUUGCAAAUUGACAAAGAAACUGGUUCAGACAAGCUCUGGCAAAGGUUAGUUGGUUUUCAUUUAAACACACAUUUUGUGAAUGGAAAAUUAAAACGGGUUAAGAACUGUUCCAUUUCUGUAUCUAUUUUGUUUGUAAUGUUUUGGUAUAUUUUUGUCUG
Megalops cyprinoides (Indo-Pacific tarpon) is the source of this 1125-nucleotide messenger RNA. RefSeq names its product FKBP prolyl isomerase 14 (gene fkbp14). Bases 150 to 785 code for a protein of 211 amino acids. NCBI's taxonomy places the organism in Eukaryota, Metazoa, Chordata, Actinopteri, Elopiformes, Megalopidae. The transcript is spliced from 4 exons. Gene Ontology annotation, molecular function: calcium ion binding; peptidyl-prolyl cis-trans isomerase activity. The record is from RefSeq and is a predicted model, not a curated record.